Brienomyrus brachyistius is the source of this 3641-nucleotide messenger RNA. RefSeq names its product tetratricopeptide repeat domain 7B (gene ttc7b). Gene Ontology annotation, molecular function: protein binding. The transcript has 21 exons. Gene Ontology annotation, biological process: phosphatidylinositol phosphate biosynthetic process; protein localization to plasma membrane. The coding region runs from base 210 to 2774 and encodes 854 amino acids. The record is from RefSeq and is a predicted model, not a curated record. Gene Ontology annotation, cellular component: plasma membrane. Lineage: Eukaryota; Metazoa; Chordata; Actinopteri; Osteoglossiformes; Mormyridae.
GUACAGGCAAGGAUGCACGCAGGUUUGGUGCGACGAGAACGUGAAGUCCUCUGCUCGUGGUAGCGGUCCAACAGCAGCGCCCCUUCGCAUGUCCAUUAAAGUCGCCUGGGCUGCCCGCGGUGUCGCUGUUCACCUCUCUCCUCCCCGGCGCUGCACCACUUUUCCUCGGCGUCUUCUGGCUCCCCAGCUUUGCUGCGGUCCGGAGAAACAUGACGGCGAGGAAGUCCGGCUCCCGGCUGGAGACGGAGAUCGAGCGUUGCCGGUCCGAAGGACAGUGGGACAAGAUCCCCGAGCUGGUGCGGCAGCUGUCGGCCAAGCUCAUCUCGAACGAUGACCUGGGAGAGUUGCUCCUUGGGGAGGGCAAGCUUCAGCAGUACCUGAAGGAGAACCCCAUCAAGCCAGGGGCCAGUCCCCAAGGUGCCCGGCCCAAACUGGUUGAGGUCCGAAAACAUCUGACGGCCGCUCUGGACCGGGGCAACCUCAAGCCCGACCACCAGCAGGAGGCCCAACUACUAAUGGCCAAGCUGUGCUAUGUGGAGGGGGAUUACCAGGAAGCCGUCAGCCAGUACUCCCAGGUCGUGCUGGACGACAUGCAGCUUGUGGGCGCCCCUGUCUACCGCCUCUCCAUGAUCGCCGAGGCUCACGCCACCAAAGGUCUAUGUCUGGAGAAGCUCACCAGCCAUGGGCCCGACAGGGAGCAGGAGAUCAUCACGUGCUACGAGAAGUCGGGGGACAUCGCCCUGCUCUACCUGCAGGAGAUGGAGAAGGCCUUGAGUGCUGGGAUGCAGAACCGCAGCCCAAAGCCCGGUCCAGUGACCCAGGAACAGGAGCUGGGCUACUUCCUAGAGACGGGUCUUCAGAGGGCUCAUGUCAUUCACUUCAAAAAUGGCAAUCUGACCCGAGGCGUCGGCCGCUUCCGCGAGAUCCUCCGUGCCGUGGAAACCAGAACCACGCAGAACCUCCGCAUGACCAUUGCCCGGCAGCUGGCUGAGAUCCUUCUCAGGGGGAUGUGUGAGCAGAGCUACUGGAGCCCCCUAGAGGACCCCCCCCAGCAGUCGCCCCUGAACGACUCCCUGCGGCAGGGCUCCCUCACCCGGGAUUACAGCCUGAGCCGCAGGCCCCGCGUCUAUUCUGGGGAAAACCUGUUCUGUCCUCAGGAGAACACAGAGGAGGCCCUGCUCCUACUUCUCAUCAGUGAGUCCAUGGCCAACCGGGAUGCAGUGCUGAGCCGGAUCCCAGAGCACAACAGUGACCGCCUGAUCAGCCUGCAGAGCGCGUCGGUGGUGUACGACCUGCUGACGAUAGCACUGGGUCGGCGGGGCCAGUAUGAGAUGCUCUCUGAGUGCCUCGAGAGGGCAAUGAAAUUCGCCUUUGAGGAGUUCCACCUGUGGUACCAAUUCGCUCUGUCCCUGAUGGCUGCCGGCAAAUCGGCCCGCGCAGUCAAGGUGCUGAAGGAGUGCAUUCGGCUGAAGCCGGACGACCCCACUAUCCCCCUGCUGGCCGUCAAGCUGUGCAUCGGCAGCCUGCAUUGGCUGGAAGAGGGUGAGCGUUUCGCGAAGUUGGUGGUAGACAUGGGAGAGAAAGCGUCUGAAUUCCGGGCCAAAGGCUACUUGGCCAUUGGCUUGGUGUAUAGCCUGCGGGCUACGGAUGCCUCACUGCGCGGGAUGCAGGAGGAGUACCAGAAGAAGGCCCUGGGUGCGUUUCAGAGGGCCCAGAGUCUGUCCCCCACAGAUCACCUGGCUGCCUUCUACCUGGCCCUGCAGCUGGCCGUGUCUCGGCAGAUCCCAGAGGCACUGGGCUACGUUCGACAGGCUCUGCAGCUACAGGGCGACGAUGUCCACUCACUGCACCUGCUGGCGCUGCUACUGUCUGCCCAGAAGCACUACCAUGACGCUCUCAACAUUGUGGAGAUGGCCCUCAGCGAGUACCCCGAGAAUUUCAUGCUGCUGUUCACCAAGGUGAAACUUGAGACCCUGUGUCGAGGGCCAGAGGAGGGGCUGCUCACCUGUAAGCACAUGCUGCAGAUUUGGAAGUCCUGUUACAACCUGACCAACCCCAGCGAUUCGGGCCGUGGGAGCAGCCUGCUGGACAGGGCCGUAGCGGACCGGCGGCAGCUGAACACCAUGACCCUGCCGGAUUUCAGCGACCCCGAAACAGGCAACCCCCCAGACGCUUACUUUCAUGGUUUUUACUCCAUUUUUUCAGUUUGCUCUGUGCACGCUACGUCUAUGGCGGCCUCGCGGGUGGAGCAGGCGCUGUCGGAGGCCGCCUCUUCCCUGCAGAGCAGCGCUCCCAAGCAAGGUCCCCUCCACCCCUGGAUGACACUGGCGCAGAUCUGGCUCCACGCAGCGGAGGUGUACAUCAGCAUGAGCAAGCCGGCCGAGGCUACGGCCUGCACGCAGGAGGCUGCGAACCUCUUCCCCAUGUCCCACAACGUGCUCUUCAUGAAGGGCCAGGUGGCUGAGCUCCGGGGCAGCGUGGACGAGGCCAGGCGCUGGUAUGAGGAGGCCCUCGCCAUCAGCCCCACCCACGUCAAGACCAUGCAGAGACUGGGCCUGAUCCUGCACCAGCUCCAGCGUUACAGCCUCGCAGAGAAGAUCCUGCGGGACGCAGUGCAGGUCAACUCCACAGCCCACGACGUAUGGAACAGCCUGGGCGAGGUGCUGCAGGCACAGGGCAACGACGACGCCGCAACCGAGUGCUUCCUGACCGCCCUAGAGCUGGAGGCCAGCAGCCCCAUCAUGCCCUUCACCAUCAUCCCCAGAGCCCUCUGAUUGGCUGCCUGGCACCCUGCAUAACAGGAAGUCCCACCCUGUGUCUUGCCAGUGACUAAAAAAGGACACUACUUGUAAAAUAAGGAAGAAACAAUGUGACAAAGGCUGUCCUGUCUCCCCUUUAGUGUAUGGUGUUGACCCCAUCCCACCGUCCUCAUGUCCUGUACAAGCCCAUCAGAAUUGUGACAUAACUAUGUAAACUCUGAACAGGAAUGGAUGGAAUGUUAUUGCUGAACACCAGAGAAUUCUGUUACCUGUUUCUCGGAAGGUUCAUUCCCUUCCCUCCUGAAAAAGGGAUCAGGGUGAGUCACACCUGUUGCCAAAAGCUAGCUUUUUUUUUUUUUUUUUUUUUUUUUUAAUUUGGGUCAAAGAUAUAGAGCAGAAAAGUCAGGUGACUGUAUCAGUCUGGGUGUGGUUGUACGGAGGAAUCGGACAAGCGUGUCAGCGCGGGGGAAUCGCCUGUCUUCACGGUGAAAGAGAUCGGGAUAGCCUGCUGAUACCAGGAGGGCGGUGGCCUGUUGGCUGACCCGCCUUCGGCUGGCGCUGCCGACUCCAUGCCCUCCCCCGCCAGUGAGACCCUCUCUCGUUAGUGUCUCUGCCAGUCCCGCUGGCGGCGAGCUCAGAGAUGUCACAUCAGACCCUGCCUCGUCCACGUCUGCUGCGUGAAGUCGCCGUCGUCUCGCUUUAAGGGGAGACGUGGGGUUUCCACUCCACUCCUUGGCUCCCUGGAGCAGCCUGUGAACUUGGUGCUUUUUGAAGUGGCGGUUUAGGAACGUGCAAACCCUUCGAGUCGAUAUGUGGGUGAAGCCAAAAGCGUCUCAGUACCAACGUAAUGUAUGGAUGUUAGAAAUAAAAGUAUCAUUUUCA